GAUCUCGCGAGAACAGUGGGGGGCGGAAGCACAAUCAGUGCAGGAUGCGGUUCCUGGUUGCGUUGGUCUUGCUGAGCGUCGCAGCGGCGGUGAUCCGAACACAAGAACAGUCUGGCAAGUUAAAGCUGCAGUCCACGGGAGACGGCCCUGCCAAGGAGAAGGCCCAGCCGCAGCCCACGGGAGACGACCCCGCCAAGGAGAAGGCCCAGCCGCAGCCCACGGGAGACGACCCCGCCAAGGAGAAGGCCGAGCCACAGUCCCGGGGAAAAGGCGCUGACAAGGAGAUAUCCCGGCCCCAGUCCACGGGAGAAGGCGCUGACAAGGAGAAAUCCCGGCCGCAGUCCUCGGGAGAUGGCCCUGACAAGGAGAAGCUCAAGCCGCAGUCCACGGGAGAAGGCUCUGACAAGCUGGUCUCCAACCCCUCCUCUGAUAACAAGGAGCCCACCAAGCCUGACUUAAACAUACCAGCUGACAAAGAUGCCUCUCUGCAUGCUUUUAGAAGUGAAUCUGGGGAGAGAGUAUUACUAGACUCGAAACCCACUUCUCCACAGCAGGAGAGAGAAGGCAAGUCUUCAGAGCUUACAGAUGUGGAGCCCAAGAAGGCCAAGGAAGGGGAUACAGAGCCUGAAGAAGAUUCACCAUCCAAAGGAGAGAAAGAAAUGCCUGGCCUUGCCUCCAGUGAGAACCGUGAAGGGACACUUUUGGAUUCCACGGGUAGAGGGAAUGUUGACCCUUUUAAGGACAAUCUUGGACGUGCUAGUGCCGAGAGCAGCCACUUCUUUGCCUAUCUGGUGACUGCAGCCAUUCUUGUUGCUGUCCUCUACAUUGCCUAUCACAACAAACGGAAGAUUAUUGCUUUUGUCCUAGAAGGAAAAAGAUCGAAAGUCAUUCGGCGCCCAAAGGCCAGUGAUUACCAGCGUUUGGACCAGAAGAUUUGAUUUUUCCAUUCAUGAGAACUUUGUCCUCCCUGCUGAUUUGUUUUUAAAUCAAGAGAAAUGAAGAAAAAAAGUACUGUGACCUAAGAGACACCCCCUCCUCUAGGAUUUGGUGGCAAGUCUGGGCAGGCAGAGGCGGGGGGAUUGCUUUGAUUUUUGCACCUGCACUUUGGUGACCUUGUAUGCCUGUGUCCCCAUUAUCUCUCCUGGUGUCUUCUAUCCUUUCCUCCUCUGAUUGUGAAUAGAGAGAGCAUGUGGGAAGCCAGCUGUGACCAAAGGGAGAUCUCAGCCCCAGGCAGGCUACUGCUGCUGACUGCCUUCCCUUGGGCAUUGGCCAUUUAGUAGUUAUCCCUUGAAAAGAGCAUUGUCCCACCACUAUUUAUCUCUGUAGACCUAGGAAAACUCUCUGCAGGAUGAGGUGUUCUUGUACCAAGGCCUCUUACUUUGGGGGGAUGUGCCCUUUACAGAAGAUGAAGAGGUGAAUGCUGACGGGCACAGGGCUACUUUAACACAUAACUCUUCAGAGGCUCCAGCAGCAAACCAAAACAGCUUUUAAAAAGUGCUUUAUUGCCUGUAAGUCCAACCUGUCUAGCAUAAGUCCUUCACAUUUUUCCGAUAUUUUCAUAUUAAGACAAAGUCAAUUUCCAUUUGGUUGUCCUGACUGAACUUGGGGAUUCUGGGAGUAAAGCUGUAAAGCCAUGGUUCCCAUUAUAGAUUUUUUAAAAAUACAGUUAUGAUUAUUGAAAUACUUUGUUCUUCUAUACUCAUAAUUGUAACAAACUUUUUAAAAUAGGGUAAGCUCAGGCUUCGCAUAAGAUGUGCAGGACGGUUUUUGGUUUUGAUCUGCAUUAUUUCAAAGGGCUUUUAUGGAAGGUUUCCCACAAACUCUGCAUUGCCUUUGUUGCCUAAAAUAGACAAAAUAGACUUGUAAUCAGAAACGAACUGUACUCUCUUUUACCUUAAUCUAGUAAAUGGUUCUCUCAUCCGAUAUAAAAUGCCAAGGGUAAUUAGUAAAAAUUCUCUUCCCACCCCAUGUCAGACGUUAUUAAAAUUUAAGAAAUUCAGGGGUAGCUGAGGUAGUGUCUUGGAUCCUGCUGUGGCUUGAAGUUUUCCUUAAAUCUGCUCUAGUUGUGCUACCCUAUUAUAGCCUAGAGAGAGUUGUUUCUGCAAAGAAAAAAUGGAAAUCAAAUAGCUGAUCUCAGGGAAAAACAAAGAAUGUGGGAAGUGAGGGCAGUGGGAUGAAUUCUAUGCUGUUGGGAAGCCAGUCUGUAGAAGGGACCAGCCUGUUGUCACAUUAUCUUGCACCUUGCUUAAAACAGAGCAUGGCUUUGACUUGAGAUUUAUGGAGAUAAGGAAUGAAUGAAUGCUCUUGGCAUCAUUCUCUCUACCUGUGCACCAACCUCAUAAUGCUUUCCUCUGUCUAGGGAAUUUUCUCUCAGGCUCUCCUAGCAUUCCAUAAAAUCACGGUUCCCCUGUCUACCUCUCAUGGCCUAGAGAAUCAAGCUUUUAUAGACUCCAGCGUUCAGGCCUCUGUAGAUCUGCGUCCUAUCCAGGCCAGAGGCUCCUCUUGUCAGGCCCAUCUAGGCUUCCGUGCCUUUUUGUUCUUGCUGUGUCCUCCAUUCCCUGGCUUCCCAUGACUGUUCUUUGGUUAGGGUACACUCCCUUCUCUUCUCUCACCUGUCUCCCCCAAAUGUUCCUUCAGGGCCCAGCUCAGGUUUUUCCAGGCACCUUCUUCACUGCCCCCACCACACAGGGUUGGCUCUUUCCAUUCUACUCUUUUUUUUUUUUUUUAAAGAUUUUAUUUAUUCACUUGA
Leptonychotes weddellii (Weddell seal) is the source of this 2749-nucleotide messenger RNA. The record is from RefSeq and is a predicted model, not a curated record. NCBI's taxonomy places the organism in Eukaryota, Metazoa, Chordata, Mammalia, Carnivora, Phocidae.